This is a messenger RNA of Lontra canadensis (Northern American river otter), 1796 nucleotides long. RefSeq names its product Wnt family member 10A (gene WNT10A). The record is from RefSeq and is a predicted model, not a curated record. Gene Ontology annotation, cellular component: extracellular region. Gene Ontology annotation, biological process: canonical Wnt signaling pathway; cell fate commitment; neuron differentiation. Gene Ontology annotation, molecular function: frizzled binding; cytokine activity. Lineage: Eukaryota; Metazoa; Chordata; Mammalia; Carnivora; Mustelidae. Bases 421 to 1674 code for a protein of 417 amino acids. The transcript is spliced from 4 exons.
CCCCCCCCCCCCCGCCGCCCGCCUCGCACGCCCUCGGAAGCACGCAGGCUUGAGGCGCUGCUCUGGGGGGCUCCCCGGCACCCCAACCUCUCGUCCCCAGCCCGCAGCACCUCCGGCCCCCUCCUUACCCUCGAGAGGCACCAGGAGUUGUCGCAGGGGGGCCUUGGGAAAUUCCCUGGACCCCUGUGCCAGGAGGUGCCCGGUGCGCCCGCCCGCCCCCCCCACCCCGAGGGCGGUGCCCGGGGGCGCUGCCCCAUGGAGCGGGGAGGCGGGCGCCGUCUGCUCCCGGAGCCGUGACCCGAGUCGGAGCUGUGUGUCGCAGCCGCCCCGACCCCCGCGGAUCAUGCGCCGUCGCCCCUGGCUCGCCGGUCCCGCCGGGCUGUGAGCCCCCCACUCCUGGCCCGUGACGGCCCGCGCGCCAUGGGCAGCACCCACCCUUGUCCCUGGCCGCGGCUCCGACCUCGGCCCCAGCCGCGGCCCGCGCUCUGCGCGCUCCUCUUCUUCCUACUGCUGCUGGCUACCACCGUGCCCAGGUCUGCACCCAACGACAUUCUGGGCCUCCGCCUGCCCCCGGAGCCCGUGCUCAAUGCCAACACGGUGUGCCUGACAUUGCCGGGCCUGAGCAGGAGGCAGAUGGAAGUGUGUGUGCGUCACCCCGAUGUGGCCGCCUCGGCCAUCCAGGGCAUCCAGAUCGCCAUCCAUGAGUGCCAGCACCAGUUCCGGGACCAGCGCUGGAAUUGCUCCAGUCUGGAGACUCGCAACAAGAUCCCCUACGAGAGCCCCAUCUUCAGCAGAGGCUUUCGAGAGAGCGCCUUUGCCUACGCCAUCGCCGCAGCCGGGGUCGUACACGCCGUGUCCAACGCCUGUGCCCUGGGUAAACUGAGGGCGUGCGGCUGCGACGCCUCCCGGCGCGGGGACGAGGAGGCCUUCCGCCGGAAGCUGCACCGCCUGCAGCUGGACGCGCUCCAGCGUGGUAAGGGCCUGAGCCACGGGGUCCCGGAACACCCGGCCCUGCCCCCUGCCAGCCCGGGCCUGCAGGACUCCUGGGAGUGGGGCGGCUGUAGCCCCGACGUGGGCUUCGGGGAGCGCUUCUCUAAGGACUUUCUGGACUCCCGGGAGCCUCACAGAGACAUCCACGCGCGCAUGAGGCUCCACAACAACCGAGUUGGGAGGCAGGCGGUGAUGGAGAACAUGCGGCGGAAGUGCAAGUGCCACGGCACCUCGGGCAGCUGCCAGCUCAAGACGUGCUGGCAGGUGACGCCGGAGUUCCGCGCCGUGGGGGCGCUGCUGCGCAGCCGCUUCCACCGCGCCACGCUCAUCCGGCCGCACAACCGCAACGGCGGCCAGCUGGAGCCCGGCCCCGCGGGGGCCCCCUCGCCCGCCCCGGGCGUCCCGGGGCCGCGGCGCCGCGCCAGCCCCGCCGACCUCGUCUACUUCGAGAAGUCCCCCGACUUCUGCGAGCGCGAGCCGCGCCUGGACUCGGCGGGCACCGUGGGCCGCCUGUGCAACAAGAGCAGCGCGGGCCCCGACGGCUGCGGCAGCAUGUGCUGCGGCCGCGGCCACAACAUCCUGCGCCAGACGCGCAGCGAGCGCUGCCACUGCCGCUUCCACUGGUGCUGCUUCGUCGUCUGCGAGGAGUGCCGCAUCACCGAGUGGGUCAGCGUCUGCAAGUGAGCGGAGGUCUCCCCAGCCGGGGCCCGGCCCUCUGCCGCUUGCCAGCUUGGCGCUCCGGGACAGCGUCGUCGUCCAGACUCCUGGGAGAGGAGUUUGGACCUUCUGAUCGGAGAGGGACCUUC